Penicillium atrosanguineum is the source of this 681-nucleotide messenger RNA. RefSeq lists its product as uncharacterized. The transcript has 4 exons. The record is from RefSeq and is a predicted model, not a curated record. NCBI's taxonomy places the organism in Eukaryota, Fungi, Ascomycota, Eurotiomycetes, Eurotiales, Aspergillaceae. Bases 1 to 681 code for a protein of 226 amino acids.
AUGAUCCAGGAAGACGAACCUUUCCGCUUUAUCGAUGCAGCUGCCAAGGAAACAACAGUCGCUCUCACUCGCGCCAACAUUCGCCAUGGGUUCAUAGGCGGAUAUACGACGUCUCUCAUUGGCGGAUCGAGAAUUACUGAGGACAUUGAUGUAAUCGUGGAUUCGGACCCAAGCGAGGCCCGCAACAAGCUUCUCCAGGCCAACGCCCGCUUCACAAUGACCCCCAGCAGCAAACUUGUGUUUUCGGGAGGGGAUGAUAAGCCUAUCACAGUUAAGCUUCUUCGUGGAGGAGAAGGUAGACAGUUGAAGUUACCUGACGCAAAUGUUGUUUCUCUUCGCUCCAUCACUGCCAAUGACCUGCCGGGACGUGUUGAGGAGACCCCAAUCCCCAUCAUUGCACCCUCCGUCCUCGUCCUCACCAAGCUCAAGAGAUGGGCAUUUAUCGCCGACUCCACCCGUCCCGCAAGUACCAGAAAAGCAGUGAGGGACGUCAAAGAUAUUCAGGUAAUCCUGACCUGGCUGGUUAACGAUGGCGGUCUUAUCGAUUUUGAGGGAUAUCCGGAGAAGCCCAAGCACGAGUUACUCGCCUUGGUUCGCAAGCUGUACCAGAUGCAUACAACAACUCGCCCUUUGCUUGCAGCCACCUUGAGUGCGGAGGAUUUGGCGCUCAUCAGCAAUUAG